This is a messenger RNA of Octopus bimaculoides (California two-spot octopus), 2584 nucleotides long. Its product is annotated as glycosylated lysosomal membrane protein. Lineage: Eukaryota; Metazoa; Mollusca; Cephalopoda; Octopoda; Octopodidae. Gene Ontology annotation, cellular component: lysosome. The record is from RefSeq and is a predicted model, not a curated record.
UCACGAGACAUACACCGGAUCGAGUUGACUAUCAGCUGACAGAGAUAUCUGGAAACGAGGUUAAAGCUGGCAAGUGUUUCAGAUGCUUUAGUGAGCACCUCCUGUAAACAUGGUUUCUAAAUUACACUUCUGCCUCCUAGCAACUGUUUGCUGCUUUUUUAGCUUGGUGGUCUUCUGUCAUUCAAGAAAGAUUUCCACUGAUAUGAAUUGGGGAAAAAGCUGUCCCAAGAAUGUCACUUUGGUCUAUACAAAAGCUGUUGGAAAUGAUGACACUCUCCAUUAUAUAUACAGCUCUGCUGAGCUAAUGUCUCUAUUAGCCAUAAAGACUGUAAAUGAUGCUAAACUGAAACUCAGCUGUUCAGAAAUGCCUCCAUCAGUUACUCUGGAAUCGCCUACAAGUGAAAUUUACUCGUUUGGCAUAAUAUUUAAUCAAAUUAUAGCAUAUAAUGACAGUAGUGAUAGUGCAAAUCUGUUGGGUUCAAACUACACCGAAUGGCAAAAUUACUCUACAGGAGAUAUGAUAUGGAAAAUUUCACAAAACAAAACUAAACCAAAUGAAAACUUGGUUGUUUUGGAAAGUUUUAGGGGUAAUGGAAGCUUUCAGUUUGCAUUCCAAGUCAGCGAUGAUGUUCGUCAGACACAACUUCCUCACUUGCAAUUAAAUGAUAAUUUGACCCUCGUGGGAUUUAGUGCUGAUGGGGUUCCUGCAGAUUUUGUUAAUUCUCGUUUUGCUCUCAAUGCCACCUAUAUCUCUUCUUAUCAAAGCAAAUUUGACAUAAACUCAGUAAAGUCAUUAGAUGAUGAAUAUACUCCUGGUGUAUUUAAGGUUACUACUUGGUCCUCCCAUAAGAAAUCCUACCACAGUUUCAUGCAAUGGAAAUCUGUAUGCUAUUUAACAAAUAAAUAUGAACGCAAAGAUUCCUCUUCGGUUCAAGUCUAUGAUUUAAGGAAUUCUACUGCUGGUGCUGUAAAUGAGAGUGUUGCUUUUAAAUUCUUCAAGAUGAGGCACGACAUCUCCAUGAAAAGUACUUAUAUUUCUUUUGGUUUGGCAAAUGAUGAAAAAUAUUACAACACAACACAGUUUACUUCUUGGUUUUUCAUAACUGGUUUUGGAGAGGCACCAGUAGAAAAAAUUUCUGUAGCAGCAAUCAUCAUUAUUGCUGUUGGUCUUGGUCUUCCUGUGCUGCUAAUAAUACUUGGUGGAGCCUUCUUGUGCUGGAAAAAACGCAGGAGCGACUAUACACCGGUUUAUGGAACAAUUUCAACUUAAUGAAAAAUUCUAAUUAGAACAAAAAAAAAAAAAAAAUACAGAAAAUAUGAAAAAAUUUGUGAUGACUUCCCUUAUUAAAGAUGAAUUGAUUAUUCCAAGUUUACAGACCAUGAUACUUUAAUAUUUUUUAAAACUUGAUUACAUCCAUUUAAAUCAUCCAUUUUUAAAAUAGCUCUUUUUCUUAGUAUACAUUUUCAUUUUACCUUAGUUAAUCAAACCUAAUCAGUGUUCCUUCAUCAUCUAAUUAUUUCCAGUAAUUAAGCUACAUGAGCAUGAUAUGUUUUGGCACAGCCGUUUUGGCGCUCCUUAUUUGGCAUUGCUGAUUUAUUUGACAUCAGAUGUCUUAACCCUUUAGCAUUCAGAUUGCUUUAUCAAAUAUAAUGCUUAUUUAUUCACAUUGUUUUGGAUUUAUACUUUAUUUUGUAGCUUUGAGAUUUCAAUAAUCUGAUUAUUUAUUUUUAGAAUGACAGUAUAGGGCAGGUGUGAGAUGCCCAAUCAGGUCAAUUUGAACAAAAAAAAAAAAUAUUUGGGUGUGAUAUGGCUGGUUAGGAUACUAAAGGGUUAAUGUUUUUCUUGUUCUCCCCACCUCUCUGUCUGUUUGUCUCUCCUCCUUCUCUCUCUCUCUCUCUGUUUAUGUGUGGAGCAUAUUUCUUUUUACGUGUAUAAAGAGGGAGAAAGUAUUUAUGUCAAUUGUGUUCAAUAAAUAUAUUGUAUUGUCUCUUUUUCCCACUCUUUCUAUUUGUAUGUGUAUAUUUCUGCAUGUGUGUGUGUUUUCUUCUAGUGCCAAAAUCCACUGCAUGUCCAGUUAGUCGUGCCAAAUUAUCUGCGUCCAAACAGCUGCACCAGAUCAUCUCACUCAAGUCUGUACUAUCCACUUACUCUGGGAAAAAGAAAACAAGACAUGUUAUGUGUCAAAAAGAAAACUUCAUUUAUAUUGAAUCAUAUUUAAUUUCUAACCAUACCAUACUUUUGUUAAGAGGCUUUUAGAUUCUUAUUUGCAUAGCUUCCAUUUAUUCCAAUGCAUUUUGACAAAAGAUGCAUUACAAUUGUUUUUUUUUUAUAUUCAUUUUGUACAUACACACAAAUAUUCCAUAUUGUGUCUGGAUCACAGCUUUUUAUUCUUACUAAUACUCUCUUAAAGGGCACUGAUUGGGAGAAUGUGUUGUGUAUGUGUUUGUGUGUGAGAGACAGCAAGGGAUUCUGGGUUAAAUGUGUUUUGAGUUCUGUUCUAUAAUUCAUUUGCUAACACCAUUUUUUCCCCCAAAAUUAAAAUUUAAAAAAUACAAACAACAAAUAAAAAUAAACUCAAAAAUU